GCGCGCGUCCACAAGCCCGGCGCGCGUCCACGAGCGUGCAUCGGGGCUGAGCAGCUGAAGCUAAGCAGGCAGCCAGCAGCUAUCAGGCCUCGAGCGUUCACGGAGUCAGCGGUCGGUCAUUUUGUGCAAAAGGAAUUCCGACCGGCAGGGAUUAGAAACGUGGGAGAUCAUAUGUGUUUGAAGGGGAGAAGGAAAAUCCAAAAUGGUUCGGGAAACCAGACACCUCUGGGUGGGAAAUUUACCCGAACAUGUUCGAGAGGAGAAAAUCGUGGAACAUUUUAAACGGUAUGGCCGAGUGGAGAGCGUUAAAGUUCUGCGAAAGCGAGGGUCAGAGGGCGGUGUUGCUGCCUUCGUGGAUUUUGUGGAUAUCAAAAGUGCUCAGAAGGCUCACAAUGCCGUCAACAAGAUGGGAGACAGGGACCUCCGGACCGACUACAAUGAGCCGGGGUCAGUGCCUAGUGCUGUGCGAGGCCUUGAAGAUAGCUCCCCUUCGAGCAGUCGAGACGUUACUGGAUUCUCUAGGGGAACAGUUGGGCCCGUGUUUGGUCCACCUGUGUCCCUUCACACCAGAGAGGGACGCUAUGAAAGAAGAAUAGAUGGUAGUUCAGAAAGCCGUGAACGUGCAUAUGAUCACAGCCCAUACGGACACCAUGAUCGCAGUGGAACGUUUGAAAGACAGCGUCACUACAACGCUGAUUAUUAUCGGGAUCGAUCUGUGUUUGCCACGGCCGGCCCAGGGAGCAGCGCUAUUGCUGGAAGCUUUGAGACAACAGACCCACACUUUGACUCUAGGAUACGAGACCCAUUCACUCUUACUAAUUCAACAAGGCGUGACCUAUACAGAGAUGACAGAGGACGAAGGGUUGAUCGAACUUAUCAUCGCCGAAGCCGAUCAUCUCAUUCCUCGCAGUCAAGACAUCCGUCUCCUCAGCGGACUACAGGACAAACUUCCAAAACCCCUCAUUCCCCUAAAAGGACCACUUUGUCCCCUGGAAGAGGCCCAAGAUCACGAUCCCACAGCAGAUCUUCAAGCUCCGACUCUGUCAGCAGCACCAGCAGCACAGGCAGUGACAGUGAUUCCAACAGCAGCUCCAGUGAUGGAUCUCAAGCACGCUCUGUUCAGUCAUCUGCUGCACACGCUCCUCCUCAGUCAGCUAUGGUACUCGAUUCUGAUGAGCCGCGGAGAAGCUUUGGAAUCAAAGUACAAAAUCUACCAGUACGCUCUACAGACACAAGUUUGAAAGAUGGACUCUUCCAUGAAUUCAAGAAGUAUGGAAAGGUGACCUCGGUACAGAUCCAUGGAGCGUCAGAAGACCGUUAUGGUUUGGUGUUCUUCAGACAGCAAGAAGAUCAGGAGAAGGCCCUUAGCGUCUCAAAAGGAAAACUCUUCUUUGGCAUGCUUAUUGAGGUCACUGCUUGGAAUGGCCCUGAAACAGAGAGUGAAAAUGAGUUCAGGCCCUUGGAUGGACGAAUAGAUGAGUUCCACCCAAAAGCCACAAGAACACUCUUCAUAGGAAACCUUGAGAAGACCACCAGCUAUCAGCAACUCCUCGACAUUUUUCAGCGCUUUGGGGAAAUUGUGGACAUCGACAUUAAGAAAGUGAAUGGAGUUCCCCAGUAUGCCUUUGUACAAUAUUCCGACAUUGCCAGUGUUUGUAAGGCUAUUAAGAAGAUGGAUGGAGAAUAUCUGGGAAGCAACAGACUGAAGCUUGGCUUUGGGAAGAGUAUGCCAACAACAUGCGUUUGGCUCGAUGGUUUGGCACCUAACAUUACAGAACAGUACCUCACACGCCACUUCUGCCGAUAUGGACAUGUAGUUAAGGUUGUGUUUGAUAGAUUAAAGGGGAUGGCCCUUAUCUUGUACAACAACACAGAUUUUGCUCAGGCAGCUGUGAGAGAGACCAAAGGCUGGAAGAUCGGUGGCAACAAAAUAAAGGUUGAUUUUGCAAGCCAGGAAAGUCAGAUGGCAUUUUAUCGCUCUAUGCAAGCUUCUGGUCAAGACAUUAGAGACUUUUAUGAAAUUCCACCUGAACGGCGGGAAGACCGCAGACCUCCCUAUCAUGAAUUUACAGCAGAGAGAGCUUACUAUGAAAACAUAAGGACACCCGGCCUUUAUCCAGAGGAAGCUCGAAGAGAAUACGCCGCACGCAGCAGAGAACGCUUUCCGGAACUGGAACACUAUCAGGGCGAACACUUUGACCCGCGUUACCAUGAAGAUCCUAGAGACUACAGAGACUACCGAGAUCCGUUUGAGCAGGACAUCAGAAAAUACACGUACAUACAAAGAGAGCGAGAACGGGAACGAGAGCGCUUUGAAGCUGAUCGAAGCAGGUGGAGCCCAUCUCAUUCCAGGAGACCCAUCACUCCCACUGUAUCGCCUUCACCGUCCGACCGUGCUCCCAGAGACCCUGAACGGCGGGUUUACAGUCAGUCAUCUGAGAGGAGUGGAAGUGUAAGCUCAGUGUCACCUCCACACUUUGACAAGACUGAAAAGAAUCUGUUGGAACAUGCCUCGAAAAUCGAGAAGGCCAGUCAACCAGAACGUAUACCAGGGCCAGAGAAAGCAAAACGCACAAAACGCAAAGAUAAACCCGAAAAGGACAAAACUGACAAAACUAAGUCUAGAAAAGCAAAGGUUCAAUCCCCCUCCAACCCAUUGCCUGAAACUGAACCUGAGACCGCUUUGGAUGGAGUGUCCGGAAGAGUAAAAGGAUCUGACCAGGAUGCUCAUGACAUGCAGAAAAGCAAGGGCGAUGGUGAUGCACUCUCUAAAAGUACAACUACUGCUUAUCAGGACUCUGCCAAAAGUGAGAGAUCUGACAUGGGCAAAGGGGAAAAUUCUGAGUUGGAUGGAAAACCUCGACCCAAAAAAACUCCAAAACCUGAAACCGGAGGUGAUGACAAAGAUUUGCCAGUAGAGUCAGAUCGCCUUGCGCCGAGAAAAAGGCGCUUUGCUGAUCCUGCUGGAAGAACAGUUCGUCAAAAGAGAGGCAAGCAUGAGGAAGAGGAGAGCAGCCAGUCCUCUGAGUUUGGAGCCAGUUCUUCCUACGUGAAAGAGUCAGACCCCGACAAACACAAAGAUUCACAACGCAGAGAGCCAAGGCCUAAAAUGGACAAAAGUGGUACUCAAAAAAACAGCUUGGAUGAACUUGGGUUGCCAAAAGAGAAAUCGGAUGGAUCUGUGGACACACAGGGAUUGAAACACAAUACAGGCAGCAGUUCCUCUAGAAGGUUUUCACAAGAAAGCAACUUGGUUGAAAGUGGUGCCAGAGAACAAGACCCCCAUGCUUUAUUCAAACUUGGUCAGAAUGCCGAAUCUAAUAGAAGUAUAAAGAACAAAGAAGAUCAUAUUGAUAUUGAUCUCUCUCAGAGUUACCGCAAACAAAUGGAGCAGAACAGACGAUUGCAGCAGCAGCGCGAGUCUGACAAGCUUAACAAGCCACUUAGUCCUCAGAGAAAUGAAAGUGAGGACUUGGAACAUCGCAGUCUUGUGCAUGAAGUUGGUAAACCACCGGAAGACGUUACAGAUAAUUUUCCAUCACACAAACUGAAAAAAGCUGACCAAAUCGAGGCAGACUGUGGAAUAAAGAAAGAGCGCAUCUAUAGAACCUCUAGACAAAAAAGUGAAGACCCAGACUGGAACAGCACCCCGUCUCCAGGACAUCAGCUGCUCUCUCACCACGCAGAAGAAGACUUCACAGAGGCUCCUCAGAAAGAUGUAUCACGAAGUGAUGAGAAAAUUAACCCAGAUCUUGAGCUGUUGGUCAGGAGAACACAGAGCACACAAGUAAACAAGACAAACGCAAAUAAUAUAGAAGAAGAGCAGCAAAAGAGAUGGGCGGAGGGCAGAAUUAAACAGGUAUUGUUACCAAAUUUAAGUCUCUCCGGAGGUCUAUGUAAAAACCUUCACAAUCGUAAGACUUUGGAAUAUGGUGUUUGUCAGGACUUGGAGCCUGGGGAAGUACGGUCAGAUUCUGAAGAAGACCGGGAGAACAAACCUCAUUCCCCAGCUCCUUCAACAUCCGUGCCUUUUUCUGAAAGGCCAAGGACUGACAGGUUUACAGACCCCAAACUGGCACAGCUGGAAAAAAACAAAUUCUAUUCAUUUGCCCUUGACCAGACCAUCACCCCUGACACAAAGGCUCUACUAGAGCGCGCAAAAUCCCUCUCUUCAUCUCGAGAAGAUAACUGGUCAUUUUUAGAUUAUGAUUCCCAUUUUGCAAGUUUUCGCCAUCCAAAAGACAUAGAGAAAGUGGAAGUAGCACCAAAACCCACCCCUUCUUGGUAUAUGAAAAAGAAAAAGAUCAGAAGUGGAUCUGAAGAUAAACUUGAUGACAGGAAAGAAGAGCCCAAGCCGGAGGAACAUGAACGCAGGGAGCUAUUUGCUUCUCGCUUCCUUCACAGUGCUGUCUUUGAGCUGGAUUCUAGACGACUUCAGCACCUUGAGCGCAAACACGAAGAGCUUGAGCAUAUGCUAAGUCAACAAACAUGUCAACAAGGAACAGAUGGAGAACUUGAAACGGGGCCAGUUGUUUUGUUUCAUAGUCGGUUUUUGGAGCUCAAAAAACUUCAGCAACAGAAAAACAAGACUCAAGAUCUACCUGAGGAUAAAGGGGGUACAGCGGAAACCAAAGAAAAAAGCCCAAAAGAAAAAACUCCAGAUAAAGAACAAAAUGCAGUAAAGUCUCCCGAGCGAACAGAUCCUGUGCCAGUGGCUGAAAUUAAACCCAUCAGUCCUGUUGUGGAAGUGAUCCCAGAAGCCAAACCAGCAUCCAAUGUAGUAGUUCCGCCUGUCUUCAGGCCCCCUCCACAAUUAGACGAGAAAUCUGUAUCGCCACCCCUAGUAACAGAUGCAAGUCCUCUUGUGCCUUUUGUCAAAGAAUCAAAAGAAGAGCUUAAAGAAAGUGAACAAGUUGAAACUGUACUUCAUCCUCCUGUAGAGACUGAAUCUGAUUUGGAACCUGCACUUCCACCAUCACUUCCUGAAGAGAAAAGUGACAUUUCCUCUGAGGAUGCAGAGCCUCCAGUGUCAGCGCCAGCAUUCUUCUGCAGUCCUUAUGAGGAGUUUGUUGGCCCUUCCAAGUCGGGCGUUAUUCCUGAGACAGUAAAAGAAGAGGCUUCAGGAGCCAGAAGUCCAACAUCAGCUAAUGCAGUUGAGGACCUAGAUGCAGUAAAGGAGAAGACAUGUUCCCCUGAUAAAACAUCUUUAGAGUCUGAAGGAGAAAAGAGACUCGAUAAAGACCAAAUACUUACUGACAGUGACACAAAUAAAGAGCCAGUUUUUUCACAGAAGGAAAAAACCAAAGGAAUUAAAAGUAAAACCGGCAAACAAUCAGUGGCUCCAGUUGCUUCAGUGUCUUCUUUGGUUUCUGAGAAACAAGCCACACGCAAGAGCGAGCGCAUAGACAAAGAGAAACUUAAGCGUGGCUCGUCCCCAAGAGCUGAAUCAAAGUCAACAAGCAAGUCUCCCAUUCAUUUGUCAGAUCCUGAUACUGAUCAGAGCAUAUCAUUGGGCAGAGCCAGAAGAAGAAACGUGAAAUCUGUUUAUGCAACCCCAGUUGAAGAUGAGGCACCAGUGCGUUAUGGAAAAGAAAUACCGGAGUCGCCACGCGCUGCACGAAAGAGAGGUGUCGAUAAAGAUUCAGUACAACAAAGUUCUGAACAGGAGCCACCUGCUCCAACUCCCACAGCAAAGCGGGGUCGUCCCCCCAAGAACCGAAGACAAAGUGAAGAGAGUACCAAAACCACCUUAGAAAAACCUAAAGUGGACAACAAAGACACAGACUCCAAUGAAUCUGAAAAAGGAAAAGCAUCCUUGUUUUUUACAAAGAGUUCAUCUAAUCAGAUGGCUUCAGCCCUGGGAUCAGAACCAUCAAGAAAAGGAGACAACAAUGAGACUGCUAAUGAAGAUCAAAAAAUACAUUUUACACAUGUGGACACUGAGAACUCAUCAACUUCAGAUAAAGAUUCAUCAGUAAAAAGUGACCAAAUGAAAGGUGAGAAAGAUAAAGAAGGCACAGAAUUUAGCAAAUACAAAGAGAGGCUUGAGGGAAAAGCUUGUGAGGUGAAAUCUAAUGGAAAGGAGAAGGAUUCUCCAAUCAACGAAGAGAAGUCUUGUUCAGAAAAAGAUAAGAUUUUCAGAGGGAAAAACAAGCAGACAAGAACGCCAAAGUCCCCUGCCCUCAAGAACCUUGAAAUUAGACUUAAUGUCACAGAGGUGAAAGAUCUUCUUCAGUUAGGGGAGGAAGAGAUGGAAAGUCAAGAGGACGCGUCAAAAAAAGUAAUGACUGGUGAUGGGAAUGAUCAAGUCUCAAAGAUCACUGUUACACGGGAAGAAAGCCCUAAUGAAGAAAAAGACCAGCAUGAGUUGGAGAUGUCCAAAAGCUUGAUCUCCCAGGAACAAGAAUUGGAGCAGGCGGUGGAAAACAUUGCCAAACUUACGGACCCAACUUUUCCAACAGAGUCACCAGCACCACCUGCCCCACUUGCAGAUGGCAAAAAUGAUCCAGAGGAAGAAAAACCAUCGAAUCCUGCCAGUGAGACCGAACUAAUGGCUGCUAUUGACUCGAUAACUGCUGAGGAGGUAAGCGUAUCUGUUCCCCAAGCAACUCCGCUAAAUGCUGACUUGGCUUCAGAACCAGAGAUGCAAGAAUUUGUUAAUCCUGUCAAGGAAGAGGAACCUGAAGAGGAGACUGUCCUAAAUACCCCCAAAAAGGGGGCUAAGGGAAGACCAAAAACCAACAAACGUUCUAAAGUUCUCAAACAAGUGAGAAAGGAAUUAAAGGGAGAGCAGCCUUUAAAUGAGGAACUUGCAACCCCUUCAGUUGAGAGGAAAGAUUUGGAUGUAAAGGCUGUGUCCGAAUCCCCUCCAGCAGCACCUGCUACUGUUAUUACACCUACUGCCUGGAAGCCAGAAUCUGAGCAUUUAACUCGGAAGGCAGAAGUGAACCCAGGGCCAACACAGACUCCUGAAGAACAGAGCCAGCACCUUAAAUCUUUCUUUCCCCAGUCUAAAAGUCCAGUGUACCCAAAGCCUCAACAGUUACCAGCUGACUGCAGUUCCCCCUCUUUGUCUCCGCAAGCAAACAGAUCUACUAUCAGACCUCAUCAAAUCAGAGUUCCUGUUUCUCCUCCAGAUUGGCCCCACCAGUCUAAAGACGCAAAUAUUUCAUCUUCACCCAGUGUGAUGUUACCAGCCAAGGAAGUUCACUCUUUGCCUUCAGACUCUGGAAGUAUGGAUGUUAAUCCUGGCACAAGUGACCUGAGGCAAAUUCUUAUGAAACAUAAAACUGCUUCGCUCCAGCAUAGUGGUGUACUUCCUGGUAAUCUCCCAAACCUUCGAGAUCAAAGCCCUGGGAGCAGUGUUCCACAUGCAGGGGUUGUGCAAAACAAGUCAGUUCUGCCUGAAAGCAAAGUCCCGCCUCAUUCGGCCUCUUCUGUUCGUUCUACAGCCCCAUUUACAUCCCCAGAGACAAAGUCUGGGAUCUCUGUUAUUGCUUCUACUGCGACUUCUGUCAUAAGUCGCCUUUGCAACCCCACCGAACCUGAAGAAAAAGUUAGCAUGAAAAUUCCAAACCCCUGUGCAGACAUGGCUCUGUCAAAGCCAGCCUAUCGGCCUAGUAAAGACGACAUUGGAUCGUACCAUGGACCGUCUGUUGGCGAUGAAGGUGGAAGUGCUUCCCGUUUCAUAGUUGAGAACCCCACUCUUCCAGCUGGGUCUUGCUCUGGUCUUAGGGUGAACACAUCUGAAGGAGUGGUGGUGUUGAGCCAUUCAGGGCAGAAAACAGAGGGCCCGCAGAGGAUUAGUGCAAAAAUCAGUCAGAUCCCUCAAGCAACAGCAGGAGACAUUGAAUCGCAACAGCUGGUGUCGAUGCCCCAGAUCAAACAGGAUAUGUAUGGUCAUUCUCAGCAAGGACUCCCAAAGGGGCUUUCCUUACACUCAGACCAUGGGCAUCAUGGAAAACCACAACCAGCUCUCAUAUCUGUUAAACAAGAAGGCGGUUGUUUGGAAAAGAUGGAUUCUGCCUACCAAUCUGCAUCUCAAGGAGUGGUCAAACGUCUAAUGCAGGGAAACCAGCAAGUAAUGGGUUACCACCCAGAGUACCUGCAGCUAAAACAUCCAAAGAAAAUGGACAGUACUGAUCCACAUUGCACAGAUGGAACGAAACCCCCUUGGACGUCUGCCGUGAGUCCCGCAAUUAGCCCCCAUUUGCCUUCUCCCCCAGGGAACCACGUGAGUUUUGUUCCGUCAGCUGGGGACAGGGCUCCAUCGCAUCAUGGAAUCAAACAGGAGCCCAGAUCUCCACGCAAAUCCGGCCAUGCCCACUCUCCGUUUACCAAAGUGCCCUCGCCCAUAGGCUCCUCUUCUCCUAAGGGCAUUUCUGUCAUGUUAUCGAGUGGCCUUUCUGGGGUGCAACAGUACAUUCCUGGAGUCCACCACCCGGAGCAGUCGGUUAUCAUGCCUCCUCACAGUGUGCCCGGGGGCCUGGGAAGGAUGUCCCCUCACUGUGUCACACAGUCAAUCAGUCAUGGACACCUCGUUCAAGGAGAUGUUAGAGUCAACACCCCACCUUUGUCUGUGGUGAGUUAUGGGAUGCACAGUGAUGCUCUUGGCUCUCCCUGGUCAGGGGCUUUGCAGCAACGACCUUCAUCACCCCAAGCUGUUGGCAGAGAUAAGGUUCUCAAGGUCAAUCAUGGCUCGCUGAGAAGCCACGAAGGGGAACAAGAAGAAUCCAGACACUUCCACCAAGCAGGAAGGCCAUCUGCUACUCUGCAGCCAGAUCCUCGUGGUUCUUUGAGGAGUUCUGUUCAGAUGGACACAUACAUGGCACAAAGAGAUAUGCGAGUGCUCAUCCAGCAAGGGGAGCGAUCGUCCACAGACCCUCACUCUGUACAAAUGAAAGAAAUUCUACCACCUCCUUUAUCACCCCGAGCUCAUGUUGUUGCUAAAGGCGUUUCUGAAAAGGACAUGAAGCCUCUGGAAAGCAAGGGUCCACAUUCUCCACUUCCAAAGGAUGGAAUGAUGAGACAGUCUGGGCCAGCAAUUACAUCUCCUCAGCGAGUUCCUUUAAUGCCCCCAGGACCCGGCGGCCCCUACCCAGAAUAUUCAGCAAUGUACCCUAACCCAAGAAGCAUCAAUCAACCGCCUCUGAAUGCUUCAUCGGCAGUGGGUGCAGAGCUGCAAACCAAACCAGAUGACAAGGCAACCCAGCCCGUUAAUAUGGUGCAGCUGCUCACGAAGUAUCCCAUCGUGUGGCAAGGCCUGCUUGCUCUGAAAAACGACACCGCUGCCGUCCAGCUGCACUUUGUUUGUGGCAACAAGGCUCUGGGUCACCGAUCACUGCCGAUGCAGGAAGGAGGGGCGCUGCUUCGGAUCGUCCAGAGGAUGAGACUUGAGGCCUCUCAGCUGGAGAGCGUAGCCAGGAGAAUGACUGGCGACAGCGAUUACUGUCUUCUUCUUGCUCUGCCGUGUGGACGCGAUCAAGAUGACGUCCUCAAACAAACUCAAGCUCUUAAAAACGCGUUCAUCAAUUAUUUACAGAAAAAGUUGGCGGCGGGCAUCAUCAACAUCCCCAACCCAGGUUCCAAUCAGCCUGCCUAUGUGCUUCAAAUCUUCCCACCCUGUGAGUUUUCUGAAAGCCACCUGUCCCAGCUCGCCCCCGACCUCCUGAACAGGAUCUCCAGCAUUUCUCCUCACCUCAUGAUCGUCAUCACCUCCGUGUGACCCUCGCCGCUGGGACCAGUCCCGUGAUGGAUAUUUGCCAAGAAUCUUCAGGACUCCAGAAAACAUCUUUUUUUUUGCCCCUCUAAUGAAGUUGAUGGGGCUCACCCUAGAAAUUCCCUGUCAACCUUUUUGUUUUUGUCAACGAUCUUUUUUUUUCUUUUUUGUUUCCGUUACUCCUGUCUGGUAUAUUUGUCCUUCUCAAAAAAAAAAAGAAAAAACUCAGGGAUGGAACAAACCAGAAUGAGUCUUACUUGACCAUUUUCUGCUGUAUUUUUUAUUUAUUGAAGUUUUAUUUUUGUGUAUGGAAAUGCUCUGAAGACAAAAUCAAGAUGUCUGAGCAAAACAUUGUGGCCCAUUCUGUUUUUUUUUUUUGUUUUUUGUGAUCGUCAUGUUAAUUGGAAGGAGCUGUCGUUUUGCGACGGCUCCAGACAUUUCACUUUGUGAUUUUUAAAUAGUUCUAUACAGACUUCCUCCCUGUGGCUUUUUCUCAGUCGGACGUGUAAAUCAUGAGUGCCCGUCACGUGACAGCCCCCCAGCUCCACCCCCUUUCCUCGCACUACUGCCGCUGCCACCGUCAUCAUCCGCCUUCAACAAGCCACAGUACCAUUUGGGAGAUUUUGAAUACGGGACUUUGUAAAUAUUUUAAAUAUUUAAACAUCAGUGGAACUUGUACAACUUAACAGAGACUUUAACUGUGGGAUGUAAGAAUGCAGAGUGGGAAUUUAGAUGGAUCCUUUAAUUUUUGGGUGUAAAUACUUGUAACUCAAGGAGUCUGCUGAUGGCACUUCAUAUUUUGUAACUCAAAUAAAGAAACUGCAAAAAAAU
Messenger RNA from Oryzias latipes (Japanese medaka), 10549 nucleotides. RefSeq names its product msx2-interacting protein. The record is from RefSeq and is a predicted model, not a curated record. Gene Ontology annotation, molecular function: RNA binding. Lineage: Eukaryota; Metazoa; Chordata; Actinopteri; Beloniformes; Adrianichthyidae.